CAAAGAGAAGGCUGUUGGUUUCCUUGCCAGCGGGCAGCGCCUCAGGAAGGAAGGAAGGCCGGCAGGCCGGUCUCCCUCCUUCCUUGCCUCCGGGCUGAGGGCUUCCAGUCCGCCUUGUGACGCCAGGCACCACACAGUCCCCGUGGGGGGAAGGCGGGCCCCUCUCCCGCCCUUCCCGGCGACGGUGGCACCGCCUCCCCGCCCUCGGAGGGAAAGAAAAGCGCGAGCGGCCCGGCAGCGGCGGCAGAGGCCGGUUCCUGGGUCGCCAUGGGCUCUCUGGCGGCGGCGGCGCUGAGCGCGGAGUUCUGGCGGGGCCUGUCGGGGCCCGAGGAGGCGCGGCUGCUGGCGAGCCUGAGCUGGGGGCUGGUGGGCGGCCUGGUGCUGAUGCUGCCGCUGAGCAACGUGGUGGGGAUGCCCUACGGCCGCUACACCUCGCCCUACUUCGGCCUCCCGAUCCCUGCCGCCGCCGCCUGGCUCCUGCAGGAGUCGCCCUCCUGCCUCGUCCCGGCCCUGCUCGUCCUCUGCAGCGACGGCGCGCAGCUCGGAGCCUGGCCCAACCGCAUCCUCCUGGGGCUCUUCCUCUUCCACUACACCUACAGGUCAUUCAUCUUCCCUUUCUUAAUUCGUGGAGGAAAACCAACACCUUUCGUUACUUGUUUUUUAGCUUUUAUAUUCUGUUCGUAUAAUGGGUAUUUGCAAGGACGGAGUUUGAGUAACUAUGCAGAUUACCCUUCAAACUGGCUGACUGAUCCACGUUUCAUAUUAGGUCUUAUAGCAUGGAUGAGUGGUCUGACAAUUAAUAUACACUCUGAUCACAUUUUGAGGAAUCUCAGAAAACCAGGAGAGACAGGCUAUAAAAUACCAAGAGGAGGAAUGUUUGAAUAUGUAACUGCAGCAAAUUACUUUGGAGAAGUUCUCGAAUGGUUUGGAUUUGCUCUUGCCUGCUGCACCAUAGAAAGUGCUGCUUUUGCCAUCAGCACAUUAAUGAUACUAGGAUUACGAUCAUACAAGCACCAUGAGUGGUACCAAAAAAAGUUUGAAGACUAUCCACGCAACAGGAAAAUACUUAUUCCCUAUGUGUUCUGAAUUCCAUCUCAUACUCUCUGCUGCUUCUGAAAUAUUACUGCUGCUAUAGAAGAAGAAGUUGGCUAAAUAAUCUCUGGUGCUAUUGUGAAAAAAGAAAUGAAAAUGAAAGGUUGGCUAAAGAUUUCUGGUGCAGAUAAGGAAGGAUGUUUUUUUUAGAGUGUGCCUCUGAUGAGAAAAUAUAUUCCUUGUAAAAUCAUAGAAUUGGAAGAGACCAGUUUCAGUGCUUUCAACUAUGAUACAGUUCCAAGUGGAAUAGGAGCACAGUCUCUUCAAAUGUGUGGCUGACAAAACAUGGAAAUAAAUUCCUGCAUGUCAGGGUGAUGGACUGGAUGGCCCUUGUAGUCUUUUCCAACUCUAGCUUCUAUCAUUCUAAAUUAGGUGGACAGGAAUUAUCUCCAGGAAAGGACAUGGCUAAUGUAGAGCAUUUCUUUGCUGCUUGUUAUACAUUUCUAGGACCAUUGUGUGUCCUGCAACUCUGUUUCAUCCCCUUAAGAAACUUCUCACUAGAGCAGAACUGUUGAAAUGAAUAGAAUCUGUCACAGCUAAAGUAAAACCGUGUUUAAUUUAGCUGAGGAUAUUGAAAAAGAGGGUUCAAAUGUUUUACUAUAUGGAAUAUCUUCAGUGUUUUGGUCUAGGAAUAUACUCUAGGAGUCUACCAAACAUGUCCAAUAUGAUCAUCAUAGACAAUCCCUUGUAGCUGAGUAUGAUCGCCUUCCAAGUGUAGAUCUUAGAGACCUAUUCUUAAUUUGCAUGUUCUUUUGCAGUGAGAACAUCGAUUUCCAGGUCGAAGGCGGUCCUGACAGGGAUUGGCAUGACACGCCUUCCUUUUGACACAUUUCUCCCUUUCGCCCUUCAUUUGUGCCUCUUCGAUUCCACAGCACUGUUAGUAACAGCUGACCUCAUAUUAGAACGCUCGAGGGCCAGGGUAUCCCAGUUCUCAGUGUCUAUUCCACAGUUUUUAAGGUUAGCUUUAUAAGCUUAACAUAUCCAAUAUGAUGCCACACCUUUCAGGAUGGAAUAUCUGACUUGUCUCACAUUUUAACACCUUGAUUCCUCUUAUCUUUGAAAACAAAUCAAACAAUUAACUGAUUUAUGAUGGGACAAAGAAGGUUGCCUUAUGCAAAACUUUUAUUUUUCCAAGUGAAAGACUAUAAUAUAAACAAUGGCUAAAAUGUUGAUUGUUAUACAUAAAACAGAAAGAUUAGAAAAAGUCUUUGGUAGUAAAAUUAGUAUCCAAUGAUUGCUUUUCACAUUUUUUUCUCUGCUCUUUUUUCUGAAAAUGAAUGACUUUUUUGUCCAUUUGAUAAAAUGAAGAACACUUAUCAGAAUAAUUUACACCAUGCUUUAUCAUCUCUUAAGAUGCUACCUUUCCAUGUGUUUGGCAAUUUGUAGAUUAUUUUUACAAAUACAGUAGAAUCUCCCUUAUCCAGGCUGUGGCACAGGCUGUUGAGCAACCAGCUGCAACACAUCACUCUGACCAAGAGGUCAUGAGUUCAAGGACCUGAGUCAAUACGGUUCAGAAGAAAUAUUUCACUUACCAUUUAUAGUUUGAUAAAUUGUAUUUAAUAGGUUUAAAUGAGAAAUUGCCAAGUACAGUGAUGUCUUGCUGACAUUUCUUCAAAUACUACUCAUGGAAUAUUACUCACAGGGAACAAAUACUGGUGCUUUUUAGUCUAAUAUGGUCAUUUGUACUUAAUGUAUUUUGUCUUAUUAUUGAUGAAAUAAAACUAUUUUCCUACUCAUAA
Molecule: messenger RNA, 2831 nt
Organism: Anolis carolinensis (green anole)
Lineage: Eukaryota; Metazoa; Chordata; Lepidosauria; Squamata; Anolidae
Gene: srd5a1
Product: steroid 5 alpha-reductase 1
Exons: 5
Coding region: 268-1086 (272 amino acids)
Biological process (GO): steroid metabolic process
Cellular component (GO): membrane
Molecular function (GO): 3-oxo-5-alpha-steroid 4-dehydrogenase activity
Source: RefSeq, a predicted model, not a curated record